Molecule: messenger RNA, 1784 nt
Organism: Lethenteron reissneri (Far Eastern brook lamprey)
Lineage: Eukaryota; Metazoa; Chordata; Hyperoartia; Petromyzontiformes; Petromyzontidae
Biological process (GO): regulation of cell differentiation
Cellular component (GO): membrane
Source: RefSeq, a predicted model, not a curated record
CAGAGGUUGGAUUUGGCACCGCGCGCUGGAAGAGACGCGGGCUGGGUACGGGCAGUGCGUGGCGCGUCACUCCCAGGCUGGGGCGUGUGUGCGUGUGCACGCGUGUGACUCACGUAUUCAUCUGCUGCUCCACGCUCGCACGCACACACAGAGACGCCUGAGUCGUCCUUUAUUAUCAUCUCGCACCCGCGCGUGUUCCUGCAGAUGUCGAAUUCUUCUUGCGGACGAAUUCCAGAUUUAUCUGCAAUGUAAUAAAUGUGUUCACGUCGAUUUCAACCGUAAUCAUCUUUUUUUGGGGCUUAAUUCGCUAACAAAUUGACAUUCGUAGCCUCUGCAGCUGUGUGCAUUAUUGCUGCAGCGGGCAUAAUUUUCUGAGGAUUAUAUAUACACGUUAGAAUUAUGCGUUAGCUCUUUGACCCGCGAGACCGAUGUCGGGACAUUAAUGACCAGUAAGCGUUAUUACGAGCUACCGGUCGUAGUGGAUGUUCAGCAAACAGGACAGACAGACAGAUAGAGACAUUGCUGGAUUAGAGUUGAUCAUCCUGCAGAAGUAACCAUCCGUCGUGGAUGUUCAGCAAAGGAGACAGACAGAUAGAGACAUUGCUGGAUUAGAGUUCAUCAUCCUACAGAAGCUAUCGUCCGUAGUGGAUUUACAGCAAAGGGGACAGACAUACAGAGACAAUGCUGGAUUAGAGUUGAUCAUCCUACAGAAGCUACCGUCCGUAGUGGAUUUACAGCAAAGGAGACAGACAGAUAGAGACAUUGCUGGAUUAGAGUUGAUCAUCCUAGAGAAGCUAUAGUCCGUAGUGGAUUUACAGCAAAGGGGACAGACAUACAGAGACAAUGCUGGAUUCGAGUUGAUCAUCCUACAGAAGUAACCAUCCGUAGUGGAUGUUCAGCAAAGGAGACAGACAGACAUACAGAGACAUUGCUGGAUUCGAGUUGAUCAUCCUGCAGAAGGCGGCUGUUUCCACGGCUGAGCGGUGGGCUGCGGGUCAGCACAGAUGGAUGUCCACAACGGAUUUCUGCACAAAUACGGGGGAUUUCUGGUGAAGCGCUGGCGGCAGCGUUACGUGGCGGUGGAAGAGGACGGCUCGUUGUACAUCGCCAGGGGUCCCGGGGCGUGCCCGCGGGGCCCCAUCGCCCUCCCGAGCGCCUGCAGGGCAGUGGUGCCGGGCCUCGAGGUGGGCUCCCUGCCACCGCUCCCGACAGGGGCCCGGCCCGAGUGCUGCCUGGCCCUGCAAUUGCUGGGAGGCAAGCACGUGUUCCUGCUGGCGGGCGACGCGAGCGAGUUCAGGCGCUGGUUCGGCAUCUUGAUGCAAGCCAGGAAGGGCGUCCUGUGUCCACUGGACGGGCGACUCACGCCGUCUGCCUGGCCAGCCGACCCGGCCACUCGCGACAAACAACAGCGGCGCAGAGUCGCCGCCGCCGCCAGCAGCACCAGCACCGCCGCCUCACCAUCCCCAGCGCUCUUCCGUCUCGUCUACGCUCCGCGCUACCCUCGUUCAUCGCCGCACGCCGCCGCCGCCGCCGCGCAACCCGCCCUUCCGCCGUGCUACCACAGGCGACACGAGCGGCCCUGCGUGGACCUGGCCUUCCUAGUGACCGUCGAAACGGUGGCCGGGCCCGCGUUGGGCCUCGUGGCCCCGGGGUCGGUUGCCUCCAUCGAAGGGGCAGCGCUGCGUGAGUGCAUACUGGGGGCGAUGGGCGGUGGCGGCGGUGGCGGAGAUUUUGUGGAUUACGACGGCUUCGAGGGCGCGGAUUUCGGCGCGUUCUCGUUUUGA